UCUCUCUCUCUCUCUCAUACACAUACACGCAUUGGAAUUUUGAAAAGUAAAACCGUUGAUCGCCGCCGGCGCCGCAAAAUAGCUAGCUAGGAAGCAUGCUGGUUCCCGAUUCCGACUUCCUCCACGCCGGAAAUGCCAAGACCUUCCGCCAAAUCAGCCGCGAUCGAUUGUUGUACGAAAUGCUCCGGACAUCCAAAUCAGGAGAUUCGAGAUCAUCAUGGAAGGUUCUCAUCAUGGAUAAAGUUACAGUAAAAGUGAUGUCAUGCUCGUGCAAAAUGUCUGAUAUCACAGAGCAAGGAAUUUCAUUGGUGGAAGACCUUUAUAGAAGAAGACAACCUUUGCCUUCAAUGGAUGCCAUAUAUUUUAUUCAACCUUCCAAGGAGAACAUCAUUAUGUUGUUGUCUGACAUGUCAGGAAGAGAACCUUUAUACAGGAAAGCAUAUGUAUACUUCAGUUCACCUGUACCAAAACACCUUCUGACUCACAUAAAGAACGAUUGUAGCGUAGUACCACGUAUUGCUGCAUUAAGAGAGAUGAAUUUGGAGUACUUCGGUAUAGACAAUCAGGGAUUCAUCACCGAUCAUGAAAAAGCACUUGAAGAACUCUUUAGUGACGAUGCUGAAAAUUCUCGCAGAUUUGAUGCAUACUUGAAUGAAAUGGCUACAAGAAUUGCUACUGUUUUUGCUUCAUUGAAGGAAUGUCCUUUUGUACACUAUAGAGCAGCCAAGGGACUUGAUGGCACCACGGUGACUACAUUCGGUGACUUGGUUCCAACAAAGCUUGCUGCAGCAGUUUGGAACAUCAUUACAACAUAUAAAACUUUGAUUCCUAACUUCCCGCAAAAAGAAACAUGUGAAUUACUAAUAGUAGACAGAUCAGUUGAUCAGGUGGCUCCAAUCAUUCAUGAAUGGACAUAUGAUGCAAUGUGUCAUGAUCUUUUAAAUCUGGAUGGAAACAGAUAUGUGCCUGAGGUUCCUAGCAAAUCAGGCGGUACGCCUGAAAAGAAGGAAGUCCUACUGGAAGAUCAUGAUCCUGUCUGGCUUGAGAUCCGGCAUACUCAUAUAGCAGAGGCAGGUGAACGAUUGCAUGAGAAGAUGGCAAAUUUUGUUUCGAAAAAUAAAGCAGCACAAAUGCAACAGAGAAAUGGUAGCGAGCUUUCCACAAGAGACCUUCAGAAAAUGGUUCAAGCUUUGCCACAAUAUAAUGAACAGAUGGAGAAACUCUCUGUCCAUGUUGAGAUUGCUGGAAAACUUAAUAAAAUUAUCAGAGAUAUGGGUCUACGAGAACUUGGACAACUUGAGCAGGACCUUGUAUUUGGUGAUGCAGGAACAAAGGAAGUUAUAAAUUUUCUGAGAAAGAACCAGGAAGAAAGAAACCAGAACAAAUUGCGGCUUAUGAUGAUUUAUGCUACUGUUUAUCCUGAAAAGUUUGAGGGGGACAAAGCAUUAAAACUCAUGCAGUUGGCAAGAUUAUCUGAUUCAGACAUGAAAGCUGUAAAAAAUAUGACACUGGUUGGUGGAUGUGAUUCAAGAAGUGUUUCAAAAGGGACCUUUUCACUGAUGUUUGAUUCAGAAAAGCAGAGGAAGUCCAUGGCAAGAACGGAUCGAUCAGGAGAGGAAGAGACAUGGGCACUAUUUCGGUUUUAUCCCAUGAUAGAGGAGUUGAUUGAAAAGCUAAGUAAAGGAGAGCUGCCAAAGGACGAGUACCAUUGCAUGAACAAUCCUACUGACCCUUUUAAUAAUGGAUCACGAAAGAUUAAUGGAGGCGCACAGGUUGCAUCAACUAGAGCUGGUCAAGCAACGAUUGCACAUUCUAUGAGAUCAAGACGUACUGCAACAUGGGCCAGAUCACACUUCUCUGAUGAUGGAAGUUCAAAUGAUUCGGUCUUAAACACUGCACCCGGUGAUUCCAAGAAGAUGGGGCAGCGCAUUUUUGUUUUCAUAAUCGGUGGGGCAACUAGAUCCGAGCUCCGGGUUUGCCAUAAACUUACAGCAAAAUUAAGGAGGGAAGUAAUCCUUGGUGCAACUAGCUUAGAUGAUCCAUCUCAGUAUAUUGAGAAGCUUAAGCUCUUAUCAGAAAAGGAGGUUUCAAUUAGCAAUCUCAAGAUAUGAAGAUAUUUUGGUCUGCUUGUACAAAUAUAAUCUUUCCCAAUAUACCUGGUAGGAACUUGGACUUACUUUGCCCCAGAAAGGAAAGAAAGAUGAAUCGGAAACUGGACUGUCAAUUGGUGCAUGAGAUAUGUAUUAAUCCAAUAGCAUAGUAGUUGGUUUUCUACAUUAUGCAUUACAUUAUACAUAUAUAUGAUAUACUACAAUGAAAAACGUGAAGUAAAUUCUUUUAGUUACCGUCUAC
Salvia miltiorrhiza (redroot sage) is the source of this 2352-nucleotide messenger RNA. RefSeq names its product protein transport Sec1a-like. Bases 96 to 2111 code for a protein of 671 amino acids. Gene Ontology annotation, molecular function: syntaxin binding. Lineage: Eukaryota; Viridiplantae; Streptophyta; Magnoliopsida; Lamiales; Lamiaceae. The transcript is spliced from 22 exons. Gene Ontology annotation, biological process: vesicle-mediated transport; intracellular protein transport. The record is from RefSeq and is a predicted model, not a curated record. Gene Ontology annotation, cellular component: plasma membrane; secretory granule.